AUGUCUGAAGUUAAAGACCUUUUGAAGGAAAUUGAACAACUGAAGAGGGAAAAUGCUAAACUGAAGAAACAAGUCAACAAUUUCCAAUCGUCUUCUGCCAAUAUCAGUUAUCCAUUAUCACUUGAAGAAUAUAGACGUUAUGGGAGACAAAUGAUUGUAGAGAGUACUGGUGGUGUUCAGGGGCAAUUAAAGUUGAAAAAUGCUAAAGUACUGGUGAUUGGUGCUGGUGGGUUGGGUAGUCCUGCUCUUCCAUAUCUUGCUGGUGCUGGGAUUGGACAAAUUGGUAUUGUAGAUAACGAUACUGUUGACACGUCAAAUUUACACCGCCAAGUUAUUCAUGAUUCUACAAAAGUCGGAAUGUUAAAGUGCGAAUCUGCAAAACAAGUGUUAACUAAGUUGAAUCCUCACGUCAAUAUUAUCACAUAUCCAGUUAGAUUAGAUUACAGUAAUGCAUUUGAUAUCUUUGAAGGUUAUGACUAUAUAUUAGAUUGCACUGACACUCCUCUAACAAGAUAUCUAAUAUCAGAUGUAGCCGUCAACUUAGGUAUCACUGUUGUAUCAGCUUCCGGAUUGGGCACUGAGGGUCAGUUAUCAAUUUUGAAUUUUAAAGAAGUGGGACCUUGUUAUAGAUGUUUCUAUCCAACUCCUCCUCCACCUAAUUCUGUUUCCUCAUGUCAAGAAGGUGGUGUUAUUGGUCCAUGUAUUGGCCUAGUUGGUAUAUUAAUGGCUGUAGAAACUAUUAAGUUGAUCUUAGAUAUUUACACUAUAGACAAUUUCCAGCCAUUCUUAAUGAUGUACUCAGGUUUUCCACAACAAACUUUGAGAACUUUUAAGAUGCGUAACAAGAAGUCUGAUUGUAAAUGUUGUGGUGAUAAUCCAACUAUUACUAGACAAACAAUCGAAUCUGGAGAAAUUAAUUAUGAAUUAUUCUGUGGAUCAAGAAAUUAUAAUGUGUGCACACCUGAUGAAAGGAUAUCUGUAGAAAUGUUUGAAAGUGACUAUCACUCUGUUUCAAAGGAUAACAACUAUAUCCUUUUGGAUGUUAGACCUUCACAUCAUUUCAAUAUAUCACAUUUUCCAAAUGCUAUUAAUAUUCCAGUAAAAGAUUUGAAAGAUAUGAAUGGCUCUGUUGAUAAGUUAAGGGAAAGGAUACCACAUUUGAACGAUAACAGUGAAUUGCUGGUUUUAUGUCGUUAUGGUAAUGAUUCUCAAAUUGCUACCAGGCUUCUAAAAGAUGUUUUCAAAAUAUCAAAUGUUAAAGAUAUCAAAGGUGGCUUUUUCUCAUAUAUUGAUGAAAUAGAUCCUUCCAUACCAAAGUAUUAG
Arxiozyma heterogenica is the source of this 1323-nucleotide messenger RNA. It is a transcript of the gene UBA4, whose product is annotated as Uba4p. The record is from RefSeq and is a predicted model, not a curated record. Bases 1 to 1323 code for a protein of 440 amino acids. NCBI's taxonomy places the organism in Eukaryota, Fungi, Ascomycota, Saccharomycetes, Saccharomycetales, Saccharomycetaceae. Gene Ontology annotation, molecular function: thiosulfate-cyanide sulfurtransferase activity; URM1 activating enzyme activity; adenylyltransferase activity. Gene Ontology annotation, cellular component: cytoplasm; cytosol. The transcript has a single exon. Gene Ontology annotation, biological process: protein urmylation; tRNA wobble position uridine thiolation.